CCCAUCCAUCCCCGCGACGUGACUUUUCCUUCUCAGCACACGCACCCUCGCCGUGCACCCCUCCCACUCGCACGCACGUCUGCGCCGACGCUCCUGCGAGCGCGCACUGCUGGACACAUACGCUUCCUUCGCGCACCCUAAGUCGACUUCGCCGCCUCGACCGCUUCGUGGACCGCCUUCUUUCUUCCUCGUACGUACGGCUGCGCGUACGCCGACAAUCUGCUUCCGAGAGACACGGCUGCCAUAGACUGCGCGCUACUGUAGCUCUGCCUGCUUCGCUCUCCUCGCCGGCUUCGCACGCAUCGCUGCACCUCUCGCACCGCUCGCACCACAGCCAUGGCCGAGCCGCCCAAGCGCUCUCGCCGCCCGGACAGCGCGUCCAUGUGGGAUGAUCGCCCGCCGAGAGACCGCGACAGCCGCGACAACCGGGACCGCCGCGACGGUGGAGGACACGGCGGCCGUGAUAGGAGAGAUGGACGGGAUGGACGGGAUGGACCGCGCAGCCGUGAUCGGCCCAGGAGAGACGACGAACGCGUCCGCUCCCGCUCGCCACGCGACUCGCGCCACGACCGAGACGCCCACCGCAACCGCAACGCCCCCGACCGACCGCGCGACCGCGACGCGGGCGCAAGACGGCGCUCUCCUCCCCCUCCGCGAGGCCCGCGCGGCGGAGCCUCCGCGCACGCAGCAGCACCCAGCAGGCCGGGGCCCAGCAGCCGCGCCGACAAUCCCCCGCCGUCGACGAGCAUGGAUGUGGAUGGCGAUGAUGACGACGAGGAGGCGCAGAUGCGCCGCGUCAUGGGCUUUGCGGGGUUCCGGAGCACGAAGAACACAAAGGUGCCGGGCAAUGAUCGGAAUUAUGCGGUGCGCAAGGAGAAGAAGACGGAGUACCGGCAGUACAUGAACAGGGUUGGCGGGUUCAAUCGCCCGUUGUCGCCUAGUAGGACUUGAGGUUGAGGGAGGAGUUAGUGGGGGGAUGGAUGGACGGGGAGGAUUCAAACUACAGCUUCUUCUACUAUUGCUUCCUUACUGCUCGCACGCAGCCUUGGCGCGGGAUCCCAUAAAACCAAUUCGCGCACUCAAUCUCAAACCCAG
Messenger RNA from Aplosporella prunicola CBS 121167, 1095 nucleotides. RefSeq lists its product as uncharacterized. Gene Ontology annotation, cellular component: precatalytic spliceosome. The transcript is spliced from 2 exons. The record is from RefSeq and is a predicted model, not a curated record. NCBI's taxonomy places the organism in Eukaryota, Fungi, Ascomycota, Dothideomycetes, Botryosphaeriales, Aplosporellaceae. The coding region runs from base 337 to 951 and encodes 204 amino acids. Gene Ontology annotation, biological process: RNA splicing.